GGAAUGGUAACAGGUCACCAUAUACUCCUUAAACUGGAACAGGAACGACCUUCCCCCCUUCUGGCUACCUCAUGGCGAGGUGUUCACCAAACAAUGUCAUUGAUGUUCUGAUGACAUUAUUUUCUGACAUACGCCGCAGGAAGUAUAGGCUCACGAUGGCUAAGAGAAACACAAGUCAUGGGUCCGGAUCCAGAGGGCUCGUCCGAAGAUCCCUAAGCAACUUAACAAUGUAAAACACAUUCCUUGUUGUCUCUCAGGCUGACUGACCGUACUUUGCAUAGAAGCAAUUGGUAGCUGAGUUUCAAGUGCUGGGGGCGCGCGCUCAAGGAAAAUUUGACAAGCUCAUCAUUCCCUGUAAAGUUAUGCAAGCUAACAGAAGUACCGUUGCCACCGGGUUGAGAUUGAAAUUUAUCGCCUGGAAGCAUGUGUUUUGUCAAUGUCUAGGUAUUUAACAUGACUCGUUUUGGGCCCAAAAACAAUACAGCAGCAUAUCAUGAGUCUAUUGAAGAUACCCCUCCUCCUUGUUUCGGCCAUUGGCAUCCACGUUUCGGUGACUUCUCCUUCUCGGCCACCGUCAUCUGAAGAGAAGGUGGUGCCCUCGUUGCUCGAAUCCUUCAUUAGACGGAUGUUGGGAUUUCACUGUCUGGAGUUUAUGAAGAUCAGCGCGUGGGCAGCAUCGUCUGCUGAAGUGGCCAACAUCCUGGUUGUAUAUAUAGGUCCCUCGCAGAUUCCAGAAAGCAUUUAUGGCGCUAGAGUUGUGCAAAUUUUGCGCGCUCUUCGCCCCACCGCAGUUUCCCCCGCUUUCCUUGCCGGCAGUCUUGCUGUCGCAAUUGGCGGCGCAUUGAGGCUUUAUUGCAUGUCGACGUUAGGAAGAUUUUGGAGCUUCCAACUCAGCGUCAGAAACGAGCACAGGCUUGUGACAAGCGGACCGUACUCGGUAGUCCGUCACCCAAGCUAUACUGGUUUCCUCCUUCAAUGUGUCGGAAUCAUUUUCAUGUACGGAAGUCAAGGAUCAUGGAUGAGGCAGUCUGGGAUUCUACAAGUGCCUUUCGUUCAAGUACUAGUGGCGAUCAAUUUCUUGCUUGUAGUAACGGGCGUGUGGGUUUCCAUUAGCCGUCCUGCAGAGGAGGACAAGAUGCUGCAGCGUGCUCUGGGAAAAGAAUGGGAGAAUUGGGCGGAGAGGGUGGAGUAUCGAUUGCUUCCUGGGGUUUAUUGAAGGGAUCUGACAUUGUACUCGUU
Suillus clintonianus is the source of this 1239-nucleotide messenger RNA. RefSeq lists its product as uncharacterized. The record is from RefSeq and is a predicted model, not a curated record. Gene Ontology annotation, cellular component: endoplasmic reticulum; membrane. Gene Ontology annotation, molecular function: protein C-terminal S-isoprenylcysteine carboxyl O-methyltransferase activity. Gene Ontology annotation, biological process: C-terminal protein methylation. NCBI's taxonomy places the organism in Eukaryota, Fungi, Basidiomycota, Agaricomycetes, Boletales, Suillaceae. Bases 494 to 1216 code for a protein of 240 amino acids. The transcript is spliced from 2 exons.